AUGGCAACCGCGACGAUUCCAGAGUUGGAAGCAUAUUAUUAUUCUCAUUAUUUAUUAAAAUGUACCCGAACAUAUUCGUUUUUCGAAACCGAACAAUUUCUAGAAAUUUCAUCUUAUGCAUUAUUUUUUCUGACCACUCCUAUAAAUUUUCUUGGAAUUUAUUGCAUUAUUUUUAAGACGCCAAAUGAAAUGUUACCUAUAAAAUGGUGUAUGUUAUAUUUGCAUUUACUUGCAACAUUCUCAAGUUUAUGCCUAACAGGAGUUAUGAUGCCGUAUGUUUUCAUUCCAGCAUGUGCUGGAUUCACUGUCGGAUUACUUCCAUAUCUUGGUGUAUCCACUCAACUUCAAGGAUACAUAGGAAUUGGUUGUUUAGGAAUGCUUGCUCUCUCACUACCAAUUUUGUUUGAAAAUAGACAAAGAUAUCUUGUUAAUAGCUUCAAAAUCACUCGACCCAUCUCGCGAAUAAUAUUUUACGGAUUCAAUGUACUAUUUGUACCAAUCUCGUUGUUCGGCGUAUUUGCAAUAUUUCCUGAACAACAAUCAGCUCGGCAGGCGAUUCUUCGUACCCUUCCCUGUCCUACAGAAACAUAUUUUACGCAUUCUGUUUUUGUAUUGAGUUUGAACCAUACUCCAAUCAUCACAUAUUUGUGUGCUUUAUCAAUAGUCGCCGUCGUGCAGAUUCUAUUUUUUGGUGGUCACUCGUUAACUUACCUGAAAACAGACGCAAGAAAAUUAUCUGUUGCCACGAGACAACUACAGAAACGAUUUUUCUUGGUUAUAUGUAUACAGUUGGUACUUCCAUGUAUUAUUUUGUUUAUCCCAGUAGUUUAUUUCAUAUAUUCCAUGCUCAGUGGUUAUUACAACCAAGCUUUGAAUAAUAUAAGUUUUGUCACCAUAACGUUGUAUGGUGCAACUGCAACAAUUACUAUGAUUUUUCUUCAUAAACCUUACAAAAAAUUUGUGUUCAGCUCAUUCCCAUCAUGUCAGUCGAGGACGAAUGUAGUGAAACCUCGGGAAUGGGUUCGUCGGAAUGCAGUCUCAGUUACAACACCUGUCUCAUUUUGA
Molecule: messenger RNA, 1065 nt
Organism: Caenorhabditis elegans
Lineage: Eukaryota; Metazoa; Nematoda; Chromadorea; Rhabditida; Rhabditidae
Gene: srh-45
Product: Serpentine Receptor, class H
Exons: 4
Coding region: 1-1065 (354 amino acids)
Source: RefSeq, marked reviewed